ACGGGAUAACAUGUCCAGCCUUGUUCUUCAGGAACUCUACUUUAUUCACAGGAAUAAAAAAAAACUAACACAGGAAUAAAAACUCUACUUUAUUCACAAAACGAAGAGUUCAUCUUUUAAUUAUGGUUGAAAUUGCAUGAGUAAUAAACAAAUAUUCCUAAUACUGACGGUCUUAAAUUAAAGGAACACAACAGUCCUCAGUUGUUAUAGGCAGCAUGGACUUCUGAAUAAACUUUAGUUACAGAAUACAGCUAUUGAAAUAAAAUUAGUUGCAACUUUUUCUAUAGUGAACAUCCAGAUGGUGAACUUCAGUGAACUAGGCGUGGGGACCGAAGAACCUCAUGAUCGGACCGUGUACAACAACUCUAACCACACAAGCAUCCCCUUCAACAACAACCACAAGAACAGCAACCACUCAGUCAGCAGUAUGUUGGUGUUUAGUACCAUCACCUCAACCAACACCAACACUAUCAGCAGCCUAUCUUCACCAACAACCGGUGACAAGCUGUCAACCGCCCGCACUUCAAAUUUGUUGCAGUCACUAUCCAAUGACAGCAAUAAUCCAACGACGCAGAUUGACGUCUUGUCUCCACUUCAGCACAAAACAAACAAUAAAAGAAAUUUUCAGAGUUUUCAUUUACACCACAUACUGGACCAACCUCCACCUACCCCGCAUAUCAACGUGGUUGACGAUGACGAUCCAAACGAUGCAAGUGAUGAUGUCAAAAAAGAUCGCAUGGGUUGCAACGAAUCCAGAAACGGUUCCGAUAGUCACGAGUCUCUUCAAACAAAGUCUGAGGUAAACGACGACAGGUCUUUGAAUGAGACGCAGAAGGAAGGUGAAGAUCCUGGUGAAGAUGUUGAAACUGAAGGAGAUCCUGCGGAGCCAGCAGGUGACGAUGUGGAAGACGGCGGAGACGAAACAUCUCCUAACAAGAAGAAGCAGCGGCGCUACAGGACCACAUUCACCUCCUUUCAGCUGGAGGAGCUGGAGAAGGCCUUCUCCAGGACACAUUACCCUGAUGUAUUCACCAGGGAAGAGCUGGCUAUGAAAAUCGGGCUCACAGAGGCACGGAUUCAGGUGUGGUUCCAAAACCGCAGGGCCAAAUGGCGGAAGCAAGAGAAGGUUGGGCCUUCUAUGCACCACAUUUCGGGUGCCUUCCCUUCGUCCUCCUCCGUCCCUCUUCAUCCUCCUCCACUUCCAUCAUCCUUCAUAGGCAGCACAUUCUCUUCCCAGUUCCUCACCCCUGCACACUCCUCCAACAAGUCCUUAGAUUUCCCUCUGCUCCCCAACAUGCCCCGACUCCCCGCCUACCUGGGGGGACUUGUGCCAGGCUGUCUGGGCAGCCUCGGUGCCCUCAGUGGCUUGGGAUCAACUCUGAGGAAUGAUUUUAGUAACCGCAUACAGAGGGACUUAACAAACCCACUUCGUGGAGACUUGACAAGCCCUCUUCGUGGAGACUUAAGUUCCCGACUGCCAUUUUUCCCCCAAUCCCUCCCUCAGUCUACUUACUCGCCAGUCUUCCAGCAAUUGUUAGCAGGACUGCAGUCUCCAAACAUUCCUGAGCUAAGCGACUACUCGAACAUCCUGGCCCCGGGGCUGCCUUCCGCACUGCCAGCUCCUCAGGACGCGGGAUCGGCUAUGCCAGGAUGCAAGGAACAGGAGCGUCGUGCGUCUUCUAUCGCCGAGCUACGGCAACGCGCGCGGGAGCACGAGAAGAGGCUGGCGUCGUACGGCCGCCGCCACGGAACAGACGCCAGCGAGCAGUCGCCCUCGCGCCGGUCACCUCGCGCCUCCCCUAAACGAGAAGUUGUCACUUGACUCCGUUUGCUGUCACAUUUUACGAAAUUUAUGUUGAACUUGAUUGAUAUUGUGUACUGUAAAGGUGAAUAAAAGUUGUUGACUUAAUGUAAGAAAAUCAAGAAGAGUUUAGAGGGUGCACUGUCUGUUGUGAGUGGUAUUUGUCACACUAAUUUUACGUUCUACUGUGACCGUAAAUUUUUAUUACAAAAGCAGAGACUUCUGGCUUUGUUAAUCAAGCUAUGGGAAGAUUGGAUGAAAUUUGGUGAUGCCGCCCGAUUUAUUAUGAUUUGUUCCAAAGGACGAUCAUUUGAUCAAUCACCAAAUGCCCGUGGAUAUUCAUCUUAAAGAAUUUGAAGUAGUUCCACCGAUCAAAUUGUUGAGAUAUAACUACACCGUAUAACAGAAACUUCCACCCAUUUCAAUGUUUUAUUGAGCAAUGAAGAUAGCAAAAAAGAAUGAAAUGAACUUUUAAUCGUUCUAAAAGUUUCUACUCGACUAUGAAGCGUUGCGAUAAUAUUUGGGAUAAAUUAUUACCAUGUCACAAGAUUUGGUUCCUACCUGGAAACUCCAACCGGUUUGUGACAGGAUUUAAUAUUAAAAUCCGUUAAUUUUUGUCCAUGGUUGCAUGGUGCGUGUAUUGCGUAAUAUUGUAUUUUCACGCCUUCAAAUAACUUUAUAAUCUAAAUGCGUAAAUUAAUUUAUUCUUUGAAAUUCAACAAUCCUGCUAGGGAGGACUUAAUUGUGCGGAAUUGAUUCAUUUUAAAAUUUGUGCGGCCUUCGUGCUGCCUUUUGUUACAUUAUCCUGAUCAAUGAAAUAUUUAUAUUUUUUUAAUGGUUGCUCAUUUCUUUU
This is a messenger RNA of Hyalella azteca, 2654 nucleotides long. RefSeq names its product homeobox protein aristaless. NCBI's taxonomy places the organism in Eukaryota, Metazoa, Arthropoda, Malacostraca, Amphipoda, Hyalellidae. The record is from RefSeq and is a predicted model, not a curated record. Bases 299 to 1822 code for a protein of 507 amino acids. The transcript is spliced from 4 exons. Gene Ontology annotation, molecular function: RNA polymerase II transcription regulatory region sequence-specific DNA binding; DNA-binding transcription factor activity, RNA polymerase II-specific. Gene Ontology annotation, biological process: regulation of transcription by RNA polymerase II.